Messenger RNA from Pocillopora damicornis (cauliflower coral), 1517 nucleotides. RefSeq lists its product as uncharacterized. NCBI's taxonomy places the organism in Eukaryota, Metazoa, Cnidaria, Anthozoa, Scleractinia, Pocilloporidae. The record is from RefSeq and is a predicted model, not a curated record. Gene Ontology annotation, cellular component: ciliary basal body; centriolar satellite; centrosome. Gene Ontology annotation, biological process: non-motile cilium assembly; protein localization to centrosome; microtubule anchoring at centrosome.
GUGGAAGAGGAGGGUGUAAGCGCAACCGAUGAACGCGAGGGGGCUGAGGGUGAGGAAGAGGAACAAGAACAUGAUGAAAGCAGCGAGGAGUCUUCAUCAGAGGAGUCAGGUGCCGAAGAUGAUGGCGCAGAGGACGGAGGACCGGAAGAUGAAGAGGAGGAAGACGAAGCUGCUGCAGCUUUGCCAAUCUCCAAGGAGCAACAAGAAGCAGAGGAAGAAGAUCUUGGAAAGACGAGAGAUGAUGUAAUGGCCACUCAGUUUGAAGAGAGACAAAGUUUACAAGACAAUAGCAUGGUGGAUUCUCCACAGAAUUGUGUCAAGUUAGAGUUGUCAGCAAGUGAAUCAAAGCCUUUUUCAAGUUUUGGCAGCGGGGAAGAAGACGGUGAAGAAUCGUUUGACGACUCUGAUGCUAGGAGAAAACUGGAAGAAUACCAGGGAAGUACAGCGGCUGCUGCAUCCGCCAACAGAGAUGGAGAAAACAGUAGAGACGGGCUCAGUGACAGUGACGAUAGCGGUGCACCACAGCAUGAACAGCAGCAGGCCGUGGAAGCAGCAGCUGAAGGUGCUGUCGCUGCCGCUGCUUCGGGAAUGUCUGCUUAUUUACAGAAUGGACAGAUCACUAACGGUCAAGACGAUAGUGAAGUCUCCAUAGAUGACCUUCCAACCAAGCUUACUGGAUUGACAGAGGUGAUCCCGAGGCCUUGCGCGAGCCAGAAUCAUCCAAGAGGUCAUUAAAUGGUUUACACGGGGAUGUGGACAAAUGAGCUGCUCUUCACUAUUAACGACUGAGGAGCCGAUGGUGAACUCUCGCUUUAGAAUUUUUUUUUUUUUUUCGCAUUUCAAAGUUGAAUUUCGAAUUUGAAAACUGUGUCGAGGUUUUCCUGAGGGGUUUCUUGACCAUAACGCAAAAAAAGGGGGAAAAGAUAGAUAGCAGUGUUGAUACGCAUUAACUGCAUUAGGUUAAGGAUAUCUCCUUUGGAAAAGAAAAACAAAAAAUUUUAAUUACAAGAUCAUUGCGUUCUCCAGUCCAAGCCUCGAAGUGAUUCUACAUCCCACACGUUACAGCAGCCAUGAUUGAAAGCAGUUUUUACACUUUUGCAUUUGUUUUUCCGUCCGCUAUAAACUACACUUCCAAGGAUAAUACUGUAUGAGCGUAAACUUGGUCGACUAAAUUCGUUUUACCGUAACCAUAAAAGAAGACUUUUAUGACUAAAAGCGUUCAAGACAUCUAAGGUGUUUUUGACCAAAUGCGCUUUCUGAGCGCGUCAUCGAAGUUAAGUUAUUUAGAGUGAGGUUGUCUUCUAUAAUCCUCAACGGUUGUGUGUGAUUUUGAUGUUAGGAAGGUAAUUAAUUGAAAAUUAUAUCUGUGCUAGAUUUUUCCACCAGUAGGAUUUUUACCGGCAUAAUUUAUACAAGCCUGAUGUGACGAGGUAGUUUGCCAGUCUUGCUGGAUUUGAGUGGUAGUUAUUUAUUCCUUGUUAUUAAAUUUGUUCUGCAGUAAUAGUUUAUUGUGAUUA